GCCAUGGGCUUGCUUAAAACCCGAAAUGCGACCGUAGAAAUGGAAAGAAAGACACCAAAAUCCCAGUUUUAUCCACAUUUUUAGAAACUGAAAGUAGCUGAGUAAUAGUGUUACCAAGAUCGAACUACUUUCCUUACUCGGAUGAUGCAUGGCGUCCCCUCACAUUAAUUUGUCUCUCCGAUGCCUUCCCUCUACGCCCCGUUUCGCCCCUAAAUCACACUUUCUAAACCCUAAUUCUAAUUACAACACUAAAUCUCAUCAUUAUCUCCCUAAUCCCAUCCCAUUUUCCUCCUCUAACUCAGCUCUCCUCCUCAACUCUCAGAAGAUGUCGUUGUUUAGUCCUUCCCGUUGUACUUAUGUAACUGUGAAGUCUCACGUUCCUGCCGCCGCGGCUACCCAAGAGAAGCCGGUUUCUGGAGAUAGAAUGCUCGUAUAUGUGCCUCCGCAUCCGUUGAUAAAGCACUGGGUUUCAGUUCUUAGAAAUGAGCAAACGCCUUGUCCUAUUUUCAAGAAUGCAUUGGCCGAGUUAGGGAGGCUGCUUAUGUAUGAAGCUUCAAGAGAUUGGCUGCCUACUAUUACUGGGGAGAUUCAGUCGCCGAUGGGUGUUGCAUCAGUUGAAUUCGUUGAUCCAAGGGAGCCUGUUGCGGUCAUUCCGAUCUUGAGAGCUGGUCUUGCUCUUGCAGAACAUGCCUCAUCAAUCUUGCCUGCAACAAAAACCUACCACAUAGGGGUAAGCAGAAAUGAGGAGACACUUCAGCCAUUGAUAUAUCUGAACAAGUUACCUGAGAAGUUCCCCCAGGAUGCUCGAGUAUUUGUGGUAGAUCCUAUGCUUGCAACAGGUGGCACAAUAGUGGCAGCUCUUGAUCUGAUUAAGGAACGUGGGGUUGAGAACAGACAAAUAAAAGUGAUAUCUGCAAUUGCUGCUCCUCCAGCCCUUCAGAAGCUCAGUGAGAAGUUCCCAGGGCUUCAUGUUUACACAGGCAUUAUUGAUCCCACUGUUAACGACAAAGGGUUUAUAGUUCCUGGACUUGGAGAUGCAGGAGAUCGUAGCUUUGGUACAUAAUGUCUUGGAAAAGACGAGGAAUAGAAGAAGGCAGUUUCUAGCCCAUUCAUAAAGAUUAUGAUUCGCAAUUUUGGUGUACUAAGCAUGUUAUCCAUUUGUAAGGCUGGCAGAGUUGUUUACAGGGCCAAGAUCAUUACGGCGAGAAUGCAUCACAAUACAUCAAUUGAUUUUAUGUAAAAACGUAAUAGGUCCGCAAGGUAUGUUUUUUUGUUGUUGUUGUGCUUUGGCAUUUUUAACUCUCGACUAAAGCAUGAAGAAUACUUUAAUUAUUUCAAAAGCUUUCAAGUA
This is a messenger RNA of Mercurialis annua (annual mercury), 1351 nucleotides long. RefSeq names its product uracil phosphoribosyltransferase. Gene Ontology annotation, molecular function: uracil phosphoribosyltransferase activity. NCBI's taxonomy places the organism in Eukaryota, Viridiplantae, Streptophyta, Magnoliopsida, Malpighiales, Euphorbiaceae. The transcript has 12 exons. Gene Ontology annotation, biological process: uracil salvage. Bases 149 to 1063 code for a protein of 304 amino acids. The record is from RefSeq and is a predicted model, not a curated record.